Messenger RNA from Anolis sagrei ordinatus, 4156 nucleotides. RefSeq names its product transmembrane protein 45A (gene TMEM45A). The record is from RefSeq and is a predicted model, not a curated record. NCBI's taxonomy places the organism in Eukaryota, Metazoa, Chordata, Lepidosauria, Squamata, Anolidae.
UCCGAGGGAGGCUGCUUUGCCCCAGCGGGCGGUGUAGGGAGGGAGCGCAAGCUGGGCAUCUGCCGAAGGAGGCGGGAUGGAGGCGGGAGGAGCAUCCCGUGUAGUCAACUCCGUUACAGGGCGAGGAGGAGGAGGAUGAGCCCGGCGGCACGUCCGCACCGUCAUCUUCAGAAGAGGAGGAGGAGGAGGCUUCCAACUUUUCAAAGUCAAGACCAAGAAGUUAACCAAGUUGCAAAAGAGAGGCAAACAGAGCUAGGUUGAUACACAGUGAGGAAAGAUGGGAAAUUUCAAAGGUCACGCACUUCCUGGCAGUUUUUUCCUUCUCUUUGGUUUGUGGUGGUCUGUGAAGUAUCCAUUAAAGUACCUUUCUCGAAGAAAAAAGAACACUUCUUUCAUUGGCUCCAAAGCAGGAUUUCAACGCUUAGAAUUUACUGAGGGCAUCAUCAAAGCUGCCUUUGCUCUCAUCGGUAUGGUAGCAGAGCAGUUUGUUCCUGAUGGACCUCAUUUGAAACUGUAUAAUUAUGAAAGGAAACAGUGGGAUCACCUCAUGAACUGGCAGCAUGCAACCAUGUAUCUUUUCUAUGGCAUCUCAGGACUGAUAGACAUUGUGGCUCAUGGUACUAAUGCUCUGCCAGUAGCCAUGGACAGAAUGAUGCUUUCACUAGCUGUAUUUGUAGAAGGUUUUCUUUUUUAUUAUCACAUCCAUGGGCGUGCUAUGCUAGAUCUCCAUGUCCAUCAGUUGCUUUUAGUGGCCAUUUUUGGAGCAGCCAUCUGUGUCUUCCUGGAAAUUUUCUUCCGUGGCAUCAUUGUCCUUGAGCUGUUCCGGACAAGUCUCUGCAUACUGCAAGGGAGCUGGUUUUGGCAGAUUGGAUUUGUACUUUAUCCUCCAAGUGGGAGUCCAGAAUGGAACCAAAUGGAUCAUAAUAAUAUAAUGUUCCUCACCAUGUGCUAUUGCUGGCAUUAUGCAUUUGCACUUCUUAUAAUGGCAGUGAAUUAUUCUAUAGUCAGCUGGAUAGUCCGUUCCAAAAUGAAACAAGCCCCAACCAUGGAAAUUGGAUUACUGAAAACAUCCGAGCGGGACCAGGAGUCAGAAGAUGAGAUCUAGUUUAGUAUAAACAUUUCCUAAUGCUUUACUCUGUUUCUUCCACCUCUGACCCGUAAUGGUUUUGUUUACCAUAUCAUGUAGGCUUGUACAAUCUGUGCAUCUAGACGUUAAAUUAUGAACCUUCCCUUAGUGCGUUGUCUAUCCUCCGCUUGAAGCAGAAAGAGAACAUUUUACUAUUGAACAGGCUGGCGGUGACAUUGGCAAGUGAAAAUCAAUCCAGGACAUUAAUAGAUGACGGGUUUACCCUUUCAUUGCACUUGGGUAAACUGGGAAAUUUCCACACAUGACAUUAAACAAACAAAGAAAGAAAACCCUGCUGUUACAGAAACUGGGUUGUACACAUUCUAGGAUGAACAAAUUGUACAUCUCUAUUUUUAAGUAUGAAAAAAAUCAAACACCAAACAUGGGUGUGCUGCAAAUGUAUAGCAGUUUGCAUUUAAAAUUGUAUUAUUUUUCUUAUUUUUAAUCAUAACUAUUAUUUAUUGCUAAGUAUGUUCUGACUACACCAAAGGAUAUGAGAAGCCAGUGUCAAAGCAUUUAGCAUUAGUAUUCUGCAAAUAAUGGCGUCACAGAAUGGCUGGGUAACUAUAGAUCACAUUGAAUUUUAUACAGACUUUCAGCUGAGUCAGUUUGUCUUGUUGCAUUUUUAGAUAUGUGCCAGUAUUUAAUUGCACUACUGUUUUAUUUCAAGAUAAUUGUGUGGUGCUCAGAAAACCUGUUUUAUAGGUAUCUUAUAAACACAGGCAUUUAUUAUUUUUAAAGAAAAAGGUUUUACUUUUAAGAAUGCUGUAUAUUCUAGAUGGCUUCUACUCUGACUCCAUUCAGUACGCAAUUGAUUUGAGUUAGGGUACUUGGCCAUGAAACUUGUCCAAGCCUUGGAUAAGUUAUUAAGUCUCAGCUUAACAUAACUCACAUAAUAGUUGUGUGAAUAAAAUUGUUAUUGCCCUGAAUUUUUUGACAUACAGAUGAGAUAAAAAUGUAUGGUGCAUCUUCUGCUUUUUUAAAAAAGUAUCGAAUUAAUAGAAUUGCUAUUGAAUCCAGGAACAGAAUAUACAACAUAUAUGUCAGUCAAGUGAAGGCGAAAGCAUCAGAAAUGUUCAUUGAAUCUAUGAAGAUCAUGGUUGAGACACAUUUGAGUGCUUACUAUUUAUGAAAAUAGAUACAAGUUUCACAUUUAAAGGGGGGAAAGGGGGAAGUGUAUCAUAGAAUCAUAGAGUUGGAAGAGACCUUGUGGGCCAUCCAUUCCAACCCCCUGCCAAGAAGCAGGAAAAUCACAUUCAAAGCACGCCCAACAGAUGGCCAUUCAGUCUCUGUUUAAAAGCCUCCAAAGAAGGAGCCUUUUAAACAGAGGCAGGGUGGCCAUCUGUCGGGAGUGCUUUGAAUAUGAUUUUUCCUAUCACUGAAAAAGAAGAGGACACAGAAAUAAAAUCCCAUAAAUCAAUUCAUAUAGAGAUGGAAAAUUGGCUAGUAUUCUACAUCAAUUGCUUAGGCCCCUUUCCACCCAAUAAAUUUUUAGGCAACCCCAGGUACAUAGGUAUAUGAAAUAGGCAAAAAUUAAAACAUUUAAACAUUUAAAUCAGCAUUUGCAAGUCUUGCUAAACAGGCUGAUUUUCCUUUUUAUGAAGUACAGCUGAAGCAUUUUCUGCAGAGUCCUCUGUAAGCACUGCAUGCUGUAGCUAAUAGAUUCAUGGCAUUUAGAAAUCGUUUAGUGUUGCCAUUUUUUUUUUUGCAACCACUGUUUUCUCUUACGGGACCCCAUUUAGGAUCAGGAUCAUAGUUUAAGAAGUAGUGGGUUAGAGUACAAGUAGUGGUAUUUCCUUUAUAGUUAAGGCCAGGAGAGGUUACUAAGUUAAGUACAGCCAGUCAUCCACAUUUGCUGGGGUAAUGGGCACAGAACACCUGCAAAAAUGAAAAAAAAAAUCUGAAUAAAGAAAUUGCUUUUUUUAUAUACCUGAGAUACCAUCUUUCUAGGAAUGUGUAGAUCUUUCUAAGAAUGUGUAGAUCUAGAGAGAAUAUUUUAAUCAAACCUGUGACUAAUCAAAUCCGCAAAAGACAAAACCGCAAAUAUGGAAGGUCAACUGUAAACUUAAGUAUAUUUAAAUCAGUGGCUGAUGCAGAACUAUGGAUCUAUGGAUGCCUGCCAUAGAUGUAGGCAAAACAUCAGGAGAGAAUGCUUCUGGAACAUGGCCAUACAGCCCAGAAAACUCACAGCAACCCAGUGAUUUCAGCCAUGAAAGCCUUCAGCAACACAUCAACCUUACACUUAACUUAAGUGAACUUAAAUAAAAAGCUGAUGCAGAACACUGGCCAUUAUUUCUAAAUUUCCAAUUUAAGUAGAAGCACAGACUUGUUCUGGGUACCUUUGAGCUUUGUUGCCUAGGUGCUGACUGCUAACAGGCAACUUCAAGAACUCUAUUGUCCAUUCUUCUGGAUCUUUAACAUGUCCAUUUAAACAGAACACCUUUCAAAGAAUGUCCUUCAAGUGGAAUAAUGUCCUUUAUUACUUAAGAUGCAUGCCAACUGAUCUGAAGGGCAGAAGGUUUUUAUACUUGAGGUAUCUGACUAUCUGUGAUGUUUGAAUUUGGUAUUAGAAUCAUGUGUCUGCUUAUUGGGCAAGCACCAUUUGGAAGUGUCUAUAUUUGUUGUUAUGAAGCUAUACUCAGGAAAGACCAUAAAUAUAUUAUGUGCCUUUAGCUUUAAUAUCACUAAGUGUAUUCUCAGGUAAGACUAUCUAGUUUUUGACAUGAGAUGGCAAGGUUGUUCACAAAUUUCACAUUAUGUAUGUGAGCUUUGUUCAGGGAUUUUAGCUUUGGAAAACCUCCUCUGCCAUUAGAUGCAUGCUGAAUAUCAAAAGGUCAUAUCCAUUGCUAUUUGAUGCACACUUUCCAUGCAGUCAGACUUAUCAUAACCAAAAGAAGAAGCCCUUCAUCAACAAAUCAGAGAUGCGCUGGACUGUGCAACCAUUUUAAAACGUUGAAUCAUUGUUUGCUUUCAAAGAUACUCAUUGUAUUAUUGUAUGUGGAAAUAAAGUAAUUCUAGUUUUCUUUCAAA